AAAGUUUUAAGUUUUAAGUUUAAAUUUAUUUUAGGUUAAAAAAAGGCAAAAUGGGUUUGUUCUUAGUUCGAUGUCUAGUUCCUGAUCAAAGAGACAAUUUAAAAAGUCGCAGAGAGCUACGAUUUGCUACGACAAGACACACGCUGCAAACACCCAUUUCAGAUAGAGAAAACGAGAAAACUUCGCCAUUGAGAAAGUCGCUCCGUAACUUAUUUCAAAGUUGCUUUCGGAGUUUUAUUACUGAUAGUCGUCUUCGAAAAUUAUCAACUAUGAGUGUCAUAUCAAGCAUAGAAAUCCCUGAAAUCAUAGAGUUUCCUACACUUGGAUUGGAAGGUUUACUGGAAGAAACAGAUUUUACAAAAGAAGAGCUUCAAAGAAUGUAUCGAGGAUUUAAAACUGAAUGUUCAGAAGGAUUAAUAGAUCGAAACACUUUUGUAUCUAUACAGUAUUUACUAUACCCAGACGGAGAUCCGAAAGUAUACGCAGAUCGGCUAUUUACUUCUUUUGAUCGAUCAAAUAGAGGAAAGCUCAAUUUUGAGGAUUUCGUGAUUGGGUUAUCUAAAUGUUUGCAUGGUUCAUGUGUAGAUAAACUGCGCUGGGCUUUUAAACUCUACGACCUAGACGGAAAUGGAUUAAUAGGAAGAAACGAAUUGUUUACCGUUGCCACCGGAAUUUAUGCAUUACAAAAAGGUAAAAACAACAACGCAGCUGAAGUAAACUUUCAUAUUGACAAAUUGUUUAAGAUGCUCGAUGUAAAUAAUGACGGGUAUAUCAGCGAAGAGGAGUUUGUGGAAACAUGUUUAAAAAACGAGCCUCUGAUUGCAGUAUUAAGUGAGCCCUUUCAUUCAACGCAUAUUAGAAUAGAGUAUCCCAGAAGCAUUAGCGAAUUUAGAGGACCGAUCAAGAGCCAACACAGUGAAGAUAUAAAUGAACACAUGAGUAGAUUGAGUGUUCGUUCACCGUUUAAUGAAAAACAUCUCAUGCGUCAGAGAAAAAUUUCCACAGAAACAACAGCAUCACAAAUGUCAGCAUCAACAAUUUUGUAAAUUGCUAUGACAAUACUGUAACUUCUUUUCUAAAAGAUAUUUUCAAGGUACAUCUUGA
Molecule: messenger RNA, 1104 nt
Organism: Hydra vulgaris (swiftwater hydra)
Lineage: Eukaryota; Metazoa; Cnidaria; Hydrozoa; Anthoathecata; Hydridae
Product: hippocalcin-like protein 1
Molecular function (GO): calcium ion binding
Source: RefSeq, a predicted model, not a curated record